This is a messenger RNA of Brenthis ino (lesser marbled fritillary), 213 nucleotides long. NCBI's taxonomy places the organism in Eukaryota, Metazoa, Arthropoda, Insecta, Lepidoptera, Nymphalidae. The record is from the annotation of a GenBank genome assembly.
AUGAGAGGUCUAUACAAUACGCUGGCCCCCAUCUUCGUGCCCGCCACACGUGUCCACGUGCACGUGCACCACCGUGUCUGUGCGCCCGCACAUUGCAGGCGGCAGAGGGAGGCGGGGGCGGUGGAGGGCGGCCCGACUGCCUUUGAGAGCCCUUUGACUUGCACCGAUGCAGGCAGACUGCUUAUUGCGCUGACCAUCGAUGCAUCGCGCCUG